AUGGCCGAUCUUCCGGUCUCGGCCACGAAAAACAGACGUGUCCACAGCCUAAAUACCGGAGACAAUAUUCCCGCAAUCGGCCUGGGCACAUGGCAAUCUAGACCGGACGAAGUGCGAGCUGCGGUUGAGGCUGCCCUUGUGGCCGGUUACAGGCACAUUGAUGCAGCUGCCGCCUACGGGAACGAGGCCGAAGUUGGCGAAGGCAUCCGCAAUUCCGGGGUCCCGAGAGACGAUAUCUGGCUGACGACUAAGAUCCAUAAUCAGUGGCACACCCGCGUUUCUCAGGCACUGGAUGCAUCAUUGGAGGCGCUGGGUACUGAUUAUGUCGACCUGUAUCUCAUCCACUGGCCAUCGUCAACCGACCCAACCGACCUCAAGAAGCACCUGCCCGACUGGGACUAUAUCAAGACGUGGGAGGAGAUGCAGAAGCUUCUUUCUACAGGCAAGGUCAGGAACAUCGGGGUAUCCAACUUUGGUAUUACCCACCUUGAAAGGCUCCUCAGCAGUCCGACAUGCAAGGUGGUUCCCGCCGUCAACCAGAUUGAACUUCACCCAAACAACCCCUCGCCCAAACUUGUGGCCUACAACACGAGCAAGGGCAUACACAGCACCGGCUACUCCUGCCUUGGCUCGGCUGGCUCUCCGCUCUACCGCAAUGAAACUUUGAUUGAUCUGGCCGAGUCCAAGGGCAAAACGGUGCAGCAGAUACUCAUCAUGUGGGGCCUGCAGAAAGGAUGGUCUGUCAUCCCGAAGUCGGUAAAUCCAUUAAGAAUCCGGGCGAACUUUGCUGUUGAUGGAUGGGAUCUCACAAGAGAUGAAGUUGCCAUUGUGGACAGUAUUCCUGAUCGAUUCAAAGUAUGUGACGGGUCCUUCUUACCACCGGAGAUGCACGGCAAGGUGUUUCUUGGCGACGAUGAGUAA
Molecule: messenger RNA, 921 nt
Organism: Colletotrichum scovillei
Lineage: Eukaryota; Fungi; Ascomycota; Sordariomycetes; Glomerellales; Glomerellaceae
Product: glycerol dehydrogenase Gcy1
Exons: 3
Coding region: 1-921 (306 amino acids)
Cellular component (GO): cytosol
Molecular function (GO): aldose reductase (NADPH) activity
Source: RefSeq, a predicted model, not a curated record